GAUAAAUUGGCGGUAGAGCCAAGUAUAGUAACUGAAUUCAUCCAAGGUUUGUUGGAAGAGCUACUCUCAUCUGGUCAACUUCUGGAACCUAUAAAGUUUUCUCCUCCCAGAACCCUAAUUCUCGUUUCAAUAAGCAUCAAAAAACUUGCCAAUUCAUUCUGCCAAGUGAAUGUUGCAAGGGGAAAAAUGAUCAUAGCAAAGCAGACAGAAAUAACAGCUUGGUGUUUAUUCUCCGAAAGAUUCGAAGAUAAGGUCGUGGAGCUUAGGUCCAAAGAUAAGAAACUUGUGGAUAAGACUGCAAGAUCACAAAUUUAUGCUGAAAUGAAGCCAUACCUUACGGGCAUUUCGGAUGGAUAUUUAUGUAUAAUGACCUGCAAAGCAAGAAAAAUCAAUAAGUUAUUUGGGUAUGAAUAUGAUCCCGUAACUUUAAAAAAGAUAAAAGGUAUAGGCGGACAUAUAAUUCAGCGGGUCACGUGUAGUGCUGACAAAAUUUCAAAGCUUACUAAUCCUCAAAUCGAACACAUCAUAGAACAGGUCAAUUUGAAAAUGAUCGCUAAUCAUGUGAAUGAAAUCUCCUUGACCGUGGUGGUCAUUUCAGCUCAUGAUUCUAACUUCGAUUCUGAAGAGAUGAUUUCAGAUGAUUAG
Molecule: messenger RNA, 645 nt
Organism: Rhizophagus irregularis DAOM 181602=DAOM 197198
Lineage: Eukaryota; Fungi; Glomeromycota; Glomeromycetes; Glomerales; Glomeraceae
Source: RefSeq, a predicted model, not a curated record